This is a messenger RNA of Saccostrea echinata, 895 nucleotides long. RefSeq lists its product as uncharacterized. NCBI's taxonomy places the organism in Eukaryota, Metazoa, Mollusca, Bivalvia, Ostreida, Ostreidae. The transcript is spliced from 6 exons. The coding region runs from base 16 to 396 and encodes 126 amino acids. The record is from RefSeq and is a predicted model, not a curated record.
AUCUCAAAUAUCACAAUGAAAAGAGAAAGGUCUUCCGAGAGAAAGAGCAAGAAUGUUUCUAAAAGGCGCCGUAUAGACACCUCUUCAAAUGACAGUCGUCAGUGGUACGAGGUGAUGCUUGCCCUGGCGGCCAAAUCAGCUUGCAAACAAGUCUUUACUUCUGCUGCUCACGAAUGGAGAGAGCACAUUAAAGACUGGUAUGAGUUGACCCAUGCCAUCAACAAGUCUGAGGAGCGUAGGGAGCUUCCUACCAUACCUCAACCCACGCACCAGAUGGAGUGGUUGGCGAGAGUCAAUUUUGAGCACAGAUCCAUGCGCCGUAACAUACCACAACAGAGACGUCAUAAAGUCUCCACCAAAAAACAAGACUUGAAUUCCUCUUUUUAUGUCUACUAAAGAGCAGACUGAUAUGGAUAUGUCUGCAUGGGCGCAAAUUGUUUGCAAAUAUUUGAAACAUACUGAAAGCCGCCAUCAUCACAGUACAAAUGUGCUUUGAAUUUGCACAAUCUCGCUUCUUUUGGGGCAUGUGUAUGAAUGUGCAGUUUGAUACAUACAACACAGUUGUUGCAUUGUUUUGGCAAAAUUAUAACCAUCUCAGUACCACUGUCGUCAGUUAGUGUUCACACCGUUUCUGCACUGCAUUUUUAUGAUCCCUUAUGUGUGAUGUACAUAUAGACAAUGUUUUAUAUAUGUAUAAUUAUAGAAUUCAUUUGCUGCAUGCUUUAGCAGAUGUCUUUAUUUAUUUGGCAAAGUUUUAUUUGCUCUUAAAAGGAUGGAUGGAGAGAGAGAGAGAGAGAGAGAGAGAUUAGAUUAGAUUUGAUAGAUAGAUAGAUAGAUAGAUAGAUACUCAAUCUAGUUUACUGACAAGGAAACUCUGGAUCACUCACAUUAUUUU